Molecule: messenger RNA, 519 nt
Organism: Raphanus sativus (radish)
Lineage: Eukaryota; Viridiplantae; Streptophyta; Magnoliopsida; Brassicales; Brassicaceae
Exons: 1
Coding region: 1-519 (172 amino acids)
Molecular function (GO): zinc ion binding
Source: RefSeq, a predicted model, not a curated record
AUGAUGUCUCAAAGCGAUAAUUUCCAAAGUGUAGGUUCCCAGAGUGCAAUUUCUUCUUCCUCGAUUGAGCAUAGAGUUCUUUGUCACUGUGAUCGCAAGGCAAAGAUUGAGAGAGCUUGGACUCGUGAAAACCCUGGGCGUAGAUUCUUCGGUUGCAAAGGGUGUCGAGUUGGGAAUGGGUAUGAGAAUUGCAACUUUUUUCGUUGGUUUGAUGUGGAGAAACCACAUGGAUGGCAGCAUUUGGCUUUACUGGCAGCGAGAGACAUAAUCCGAGAGCAAAAGGAGGAGCUAGCCGUUUUGAGGAACAAGGUAAGUACUCCAAAUCAUGAAGGCUCCAACUUGGACAUUUCGAAUGAACUUGCAGAAAAAUUUAAAGAAAAAGUUGAAGAGUGUGAAGCCUUGAAGAAACAAGUGUUGAUACUAGGUGAGAGGAGUGAUGUGUUUCGUAAUGUUCUUGUGGCCUCCUCGGUCGGAUUUGCUAUCGUUUUGGGAGGGAUAAUUGUGAUGUCCAAGUACUGA